This is a messenger RNA of Bombus huntii, 2954 nucleotides long. RefSeq lists its product as uncharacterized. The record is from RefSeq and is a predicted model, not a curated record. Lineage: Eukaryota; Metazoa; Arthropoda; Insecta; Hymenoptera; Apidae. Bases 678 to 1895 code for a protein of 405 amino acids. The transcript has 2 exons.
CUUUUAUACAAGGAAUUCCUGAUCCAUGGAAAACUAGAACUCUUCACCGAAGCCAGUCCAGUAAAUAUCCUCGACUGCGAUUUUCUCGCACCAAAAAUAUUUGUUCUACACGAUUUGCGUGCGUGUACGAUGGAGACGACGAGGCAGAAAUAGAACGCGGUGUCCCGUGUCAAUUUAAUAAAGUUCAUAUUGAUGAUAAAAAAGAUCCUCCUCAAGAAGGACACCAAGAAUCAAAUUAUUCGCUAAUUGAGAGAACAUUCAAUGACAAUUUGCAGGGAGUCCGGAAAAAAGAAAACAGAUACACUAGUCAGUUAUCCUUUAAGAAAAACUCGGAAUUAUCGAAUCGCAGGAAACCUACAGAAAAAGUGAAACGUGACCAACGUACUGAGAUUGUUAUAGAAAAAACUCGUCCUAAGUCUCAAGAAAUUAUUUCUAAUAAAAAUCUUAACAAGCAUACUCAUUCUAAAUAUACACAUCACAAAAAGGAUCAAUUGAACGAUAAAAAGCAAUUUGCAUCAAAGAAUGAUUUAGAAAAUGGAAUAAUUACUAAAAAGGAAGGCCAAACUACUUCUAAAAAUGCAGCCGAUGGAAUUGCACAAACUAGUAUAAUACUAAAAGAUAAAAUCGGUGAAGUACAAGAAUCUUUUCCCAGAAAACACACAGAGGUAAAUACCCAAAUGUAUCCUAAUAAUAUUGCCUGUUGCAAUUGUAUACUACAUAGUUAUAUCCUUUCAAGUAUACAUUGUUUUCGUAAUUGUACGAGUCCAUUGAAAGAUGUGAGCUUGUCGAAUAGCGUAUUGUGUGAAGAGUGCGAAAAUAUUUAUUGCAAACGGAAACCAGAGAAAUUAAUUUCUCCGAAAAAAAAGUUAGAAUUUUGUACACCAGACCCAAAAAGGUACGCGAAACAUAAACAACGAGUAUAUAUGAAGCGAGAGAAAAAUAAUGAAUGGACAAAGCAGAAGAUGUACACUUGUAUGCAGAAGGUGAGGAAACAAUUUGGGGAACAAAACAGACUAGACCAUUGCACAGAAACAAAGGACGCGAUCUUCCCUAAGCAAGAACUAAAACUGAUGUGUUAUUACUGUAAUAGCCCUGAUCUGAAAAUUGAGCAAAUCUCUGCAAACACGUCUGGUCGAAACACGCGCUCGUGUAUCUGUAAAAAAGCCUCGAACGAACAAAAUAAGAUCAGGGAUUGCGUUACGAAACAUUCAGUUACAAAAAGUCGAAGGAAUUUUAUUCCAGGUUCUAAGAAGCAUAGUUACACGUGCAUUGGAAACAAAAGGCACGUUUCUAAGUGUGACCUUGACUGGGCGUCACCAUCGAUGACUGCUAAAUGGGGACAUAAUAUGGCUAAAAAGAAUGAUUGUGAAUUCUCGAAGAAAAAUGGUUGCCAUGAUAAAAUGUUAAAAGUAGAAACCGAAAGAACUAGAAUCGACAAAGAAACGAAGAGGAGCGAAAGUACUCAGACGUUUGGCAAUAUCGUAACAGAUAGAAAAGGGAAAGGAUAUAAAAAAGAAGCAUCAGGAGAUUGCUUUUGCAAUGUUAUAAAUAAAAAUAAAGAAAUGGAUAAACAGACUAAUAUUAUGACUAAUGAGUAUGAAGAAAUCGAAGAUGCAGAAUUUCAACAUUCGGAAUCCAAUAAACUCGUGCGCUGUUCCAUAUCAGAUAGUGGAGAGAAUGCGGACGUAUCCGAUAAUACAAGUGUCGACUUUAAUGCCCAAGAUAGAUCGUCAGUAACUUCAAUAACUUUCAUAAAACGAAUGAAUAAUAUUACUUCAAUAAAGAGCCAAUAUCGGCAAAGAAAUCCGAAGAGAGUUUGUCACUUUCGUCGUACAUCAUCACGAGGAAUCGCGUCAAAUUUCGGGCAGAAUUUAAAAAUCGAAGGUAAAUACUGAAGUAACUUUCCAAUUGCUUCGCGCAUUGUUGUUUCUUGUCCUACGACUGGUAAAAAAAGACGAGGAUGUUGUAGGCCAUGAAGGAUUAAUUAAUACAAUAGAAUGGGAAAGACUGAGAAAUGCGGAAUAUACUAUGUAAUAUACAAAAAUUUGGUUGCAGAAAAUACGUAACACGUACAGUUGUUUACUUAAAUCGUCCUAAACACUUAUAGAAAUCUUCUAUUAAAUAAGUGUUCGAUUACUUUUGUGAGCUACUGCAUUUAGUAAUGAGUAAAGCACUCUUUUAAAAAUCAUCUCACGUAUGUAAUAUGAUAAAGCUGAGAAUAGAUAACAGAGAAAGAUAAUUACACAGUUCGUCGACAAGUUACACUAUUGUUCUUGUAGUUAACGUGCAGACUCAGUAAAGAAUUAGAAUAAGAUCCUUUAUUAACACUGACAUAAAAUCAAGAUAAUUGGAUGAAUAAUAUGUAAAAAAUUAACAAACUUAAUUAUGAAAUUAUUAUGCUAUAAAAUCAUAUAUAUAUAUGUAUCUAAUAAGUGGUUAAAAAAAAAUAAUUUGAAGAAAAUUGUGCGUGGAAUAAAUACGCGUAAGAUGGAACAUUCACCUUACUUGGGUACAUACUUUGAUAUCACUCGAUGAAGUAAAAAAGUCCUUAAAAAGUCAGGGUAGUAUUAAUAUAUGAAAUAAGAGAAUUAUUUUAAGGAACAUCUGUCUUUUAUCCGAUUAUUUAUCAACGCGGAAAGGCUAAAGAAUUAUAUAAGAAAAUACUGCACUAAGUAAAAACGAUAACUCUUUGUUUAAUACUGGUAGAAAGUUUGCAAAGGUAAAAAGUAAAAAGUAACAGGCUGGAAAUAAUAAAGUAAUAAAACUAAGAGGAAAAGGAUAUUUUUACCAAAAUUAUUUAAAAUACUUGUGUACUAAAAUUAUUGAAAAAUAAGCAAUUAAUUUGAUUAAAAUGUAUACCGUUCAUUUUAAAAAAUAAUAUUUAGAAGCGAAAAAAGAUAAAAUCUAGAAAUAUUAAUUAGUAAUAUGUAUAUCUUUGUUAUUGAACAAAAUGU